GUCGUUUCAGAACCUUGUUUCAGCACGAAAGGUAUUAAACCCUUCAAGAAAAUGACGAUUAGGGAUUGAUCCUUCCUAGGUUGGGGGGAAAUGGCGGGAGCGCUGCCGCCGCCGCCGUCGCCAUGCGUCUUCUGUCAGAUUGCUGGCAAAUCCAGCUCCACUCCUCUUCUUCACUCUGAUGACAAGGUCGUCACAUUUCAAGACAUCAAGCCUGCAGCUUUCAGGCAUUACUUAGUGAUUCCUGUAGAGCACAUUCCAAGUGUGAAGGAUCUUCGGAGGAGAAGUGAAGACUACUCUUUGGUACUUCAUAUGUUAAAUGUGGGGCAAACACUUCUACGCAAAGAUGCACCUGAGGCAGAGCAAGUGCCUCGCCUACUAUAUGAGGUGAAUGAAAAAGCCUAUGAACCAGAAAUCAUCUCAAUUGGUCCUUAUCAUCGUGGCAAAAAUCACUUGAACAUGAUGGAAGUGCACAAGGUUCGCUUCUUAAGAAUGCUUCUUCGCCGAACAAAUGAGCAUACUGCCGACCCAUAUGAGCAUACUGCCGAACCAUAUGUAGCAGCACUGAGAGGUAUGGUCGAAAAAGCCCGUAACUGUUAUUCAGAACCUUCAAGUAUGAGCACAGAAGACUUCCUAGAAAUGUUGGUGCUUGAUGGAUGCUUUAUUGUUGAGUUUAUUCACCAAUUUUCGGAUGGUAACAGGGAUGAGUAUGUCUUUGGCUUGCGGGUUAAUUUCUACAGGAUUUUUCAUGAUUUGAUUCUAUUUGAGAACCAACUUCCUUUCUUUGUGCUAUGGGAGUUGUUUGGUAUAAUGUGGGGAAUUGAGAGAAACUUUUAUGUUACGGUUCUUCUGGAACUCUUCAGUGGCAGGAUGCCGGGACUAGGAGUUGAUUUUGACGAUGACAAUACUUCAAUUGAAAAUGUCAAGCAUUUACUAGACUUGGUACGUGGGAAAUGGCUUCCUUCAAGAGAAGUAAUGGAGUAUUGCUCGCGAGCACCAGAAGAUGCCAAUUGGUCAUUUAUACGUUCUACUACAGAGCUUAAAGAGGCAGGAAUUCGGUUCAAGAAGGGUGAAGGAGAUAACUUGUUUGACAUAAAGUUUAGAAAUGGGGUACUCGAGAUUCCUAUGAUAAAAAUUGUAGAUUCCACAGAGAGGUUGUAUCGCAAUGUCAUUGCCUGCGAACAAUUUGAGAAAGAAAAUCCCAAAUACUUCACUGAAUUUGCCAGGUUUAUGGAUUGCCUGAUUAAUUCAGGGAAAGAUGUGGAGUUACUUUGUCACUGUGGAAUAAUUGAAAAUUGGUUAGGCAGUGAUGAGGCUGUCGCGGCCAUGUUUAAUAGGCUCACAGAUAAUGUCUGGGCCUCCAUCAAAUUCUAUACCCAGAUAUAUAUUGAUGUCAACGAGUAUUACAAUAAACCUCGUAACAAAAGGAUGGCAAGCUUAAGGCACAACUAUUUCAACACUCCAUGGGCGUUCAUCUCCUUUCUUGCUGCAGCUUUCUUGCUUCUACUUGCCCUGCUUCAAACUGUUUUUACCAUUUUUCCUAGACAUUAAUUUUUGAUGUGGAGUUAGUGAUGGCAAAUUUUGUCAUUUGUUUAAAAGUUAAGAUCAACUUCUACACAACUUUUAUAUGCAUUACUCAUACAAAAUCUUGAUUAUUUCAACUUUUAAUUAUAAAUUGUUGGGAUUUUG
Molecule: messenger RNA, 1686 nt
Organism: Rubroshorea leprosula
Lineage: Eukaryota; Viridiplantae; Streptophyta; Magnoliopsida; Malvales; Dipterocarpaceae
Source: the annotation of a GenBank genome assembly